CUUCUCCGCUUUCAGUAGAGUCAGCGUCGCUCUUGCCUCUCGGGGGUUUGCGUCCUGCUUUCCGAGGGUUUUUUCAUCGGAGGCCGUCGAUCGAAAAUGCCGAAGAGGGGAAAAGAGAGGGAGGAGGACGGGAACCCUAGCUCCGGCGACUCCGAUGGUGACGCGCCGGCGAAGAAGGGCGCCAAGCGGUCGUUUGGCGGCAGCAGCGACGACGGGGUCGUCGUCUGCGAGAUUUCGAGGAAUCGGAGGGUAUCGGUGAGGGUUUGGCAGGGUAAGCCGACGGUGGAUAUCCGCGAGUUUUACAUGAAAGAUGGAAAGCAGAUGCCUGGGAAGAAAGGCAUAUCUCUAUCUCUGGAUCAGUGGAAAAUUUUGCGUGACAAUUUGGAGAAAAUUGACAAGGCAGUGACGGAGAAUUCUUAGUGUAAGUGGACAUCUUUUUAGUCACAGAAUGGUUCUUAACGUUGAUUACAUUCUCAUGCCCUUUUAGGGCAAUGGAUGUGUUUUGUACCUUUCUCUCUAACCUGAUCCUUUUGAUAUGUCUGGAGGUAGCUUGAAGCUCUUGGUCUAUACUAGUUUGUUCAUGGUCUGUAUAUUAAGCUUUUGUUGCUAGACACAUUGCAGUGUUGUUCUUAUGUGCAAGUCAAGAUUUCUAGUGUAUGUAGUUGCAUAAUUUUAGUUGUAAUAGAAUAUGCUUCGUUUUUUUGCA
This is a messenger RNA of Nymphaea colorata (pocket water lily), 706 nucleotides long. RefSeq names its product RNA polymerase II transcriptional coactivator KIWI-like. The record is from RefSeq and is a predicted model, not a curated record. The transcript has 4 exons. Gene Ontology annotation, cellular component: nucleus; transcription regulator complex. Gene Ontology annotation, biological process: positive regulation of transcription initiation by RNA polymerase II. Gene Ontology annotation, molecular function: DNA binding; transcription coactivator activity. Lineage: Eukaryota; Viridiplantae; Streptophyta; Magnoliopsida; Nymphaeales; Nymphaeaceae. Bases 97 to 420 code for a protein of 107 amino acids.